Durusdinium trenchii is the source of this 1107-nucleotide messenger RNA. The record is from the annotation of a GenBank genome assembly. Lineage: Eukaryota; Dinophyceae; Suessiales; Symbiodiniaceae.
CUCAAGCAGAGGUAGUUGAAUUGGUGUGACGUGCCCAGCCAAGUUCUCAAUCCUUUUUCAAAGGGGGUUUCUUGGGACUACGCUUCCCGAGGCCUUGCUGGAGGACACCAGGUUCCAUGCAUGUUUCGCAAUUCCCGGGGGCCUACCCCCAGGUUGGGAGCCAACCAAUGAUGCAGAUGCGUCCGCCAAUGCCACAAGGCGCUUCAUACGCUGGCGGUGUGGCGGCUGGAAUAAAUUCAAUGCAGGGACCUUGCGGGUAUGCUCCGCAGGCAGCCCCGGCCCAGCUUGGCCAGAUACGCCCAGGGCAGGGAAGCUUACAGUUGGCACAACGCCCUGGCGGCUCUAGCCUUGGUAACUUCGAGGCUUUGUCACCUGCACAGACUGUCAACACCAGGGCGAUGCCCGUUGCAAGUGGCUCACGGGAGCAGGCAUUGCAGCAGCGAGUAGCGGAGUUAGAGGAUAUUCUGAAGGGCAAGGAUCAAGAGAUCAAGGAACUUCAGAGUGCGCUUUCAAAGGCUGGAAUAAAGCUUCCAUCCACUGUCAAAAAGGUCAAAGCAAGAGAAAAGAUUGGGAGUGGCGGAUUUCGUAAAGUCUCUCAAUCGCAGCCCUCUGUGCCAUACGAAGCCUUGGACCAGGACGACCUGAUUGAUCUUCGAUUGGAAGAGUUCUACAACGGAACAGGCUCAGCCAUUCCCUUUCAGAGGAUCAAUCGGGGUUUUUACCGGUUUGGGGAGACAAUUGUCGAGCUCAACAUCAUCAACCACAAGCUGAUGGCUCGAACAGAGGAUGGUUGGAACAGAAGCAAGUUUGGCCCCAUUGAAAAAUUUCUGAUGUAUUACGAGAACAUUGAGAGGGAAAAGGCUGGAAUCCCGCUAGAGUCGUGAGACGGCCUUUGGAAUCCGAAUCACUUGCGCAGUCUUUUUUGUGACCAAGUGAGUUGAAUCGGAUGGAAGUCUGAACAAAGUGCAACUUCACUCAAUGGCAAACCAUAGAUUGGGGCGCUUACAUGCCACCUUGUCAUUCAAUACUUGUUCUUUUUUUCAUUUUUUUGUGGCCUUCUGAAUCCUUUACUUUGUGCUUGCAUCAGCUUAUUCAUGUCCUUUGCUU